AGUACCAUUUUGAAAAAACCUUGGAGUAGUCUUAAUAAUUUCAAUAAGAAUCAAUAUCAAACGAAAAAUUUCAGAGUUAUAUUAUUCCAAUUUCUUUUUACAUCGAAAAGUUCUUAUUAAGUUAAAUAUUGAAUUAUAUUAUGAAAAAUAUGGUGUAUUUGUAUCUGUAAAUUAAAUUUUUAAAAUUAAUAAAGAGAGAUGAAAUAAUAGUAUUUAUGGUCGAAAACCUAAUUGGCUUUAUUAAAUCGUAUUUUUUAUUAAGCAAAAGUAGAAACUUAUUAUUUGUUUAAAUAAAUGUAUAUUUCUAAUUAAUAGUUCUAGCCUAUUUUAUAAUAAUGAACUUUUUCACAAAAAUUGAUCUUUCACAAAACAUUCUGUGUGAGUCCUAUAAUUAUUCCAUAGAAUUUAUAUAUUAAUUAAUAUUAAUUACAUCAUCAAAAUUAUUUAUCAUUUC
Paramecium octaurelia is the source of this 454-nucleotide messenger RNA. NCBI's taxonomy places the organism in Eukaryota, Ciliophora, Oligohymenophorea, Peniculida, Parameciidae. The record is from the annotation of a GenBank genome assembly.